Lepisosteus oculatus (spotted gar) is the source of this 6008-nucleotide messenger RNA. Lineage: Eukaryota; Metazoa; Chordata; Actinopteri; Semionotiformes; Lepisosteidae. The record is from RefSeq and is a predicted model, not a curated record.
GGCCGGGGGCUCGGCGGCCGCACACUUUCGCUCCGACACGGGGCUGAUCUCUCGUCCCCGGUGCAGCCGGCGUAUAGUUCCAGCGCGGUGGCGGCGGCGGCCACCGUGUCUCGGUCCGUCCUGGGAGGGUCGGGCAAGGAGGCAACUUCGAAGGGAAACCUUUCGCGUCGACUGCUCUUUUUUUUUAGUUUUGGGUCGCCGGCUCUUCCGAAGUUACGAAAGGAAGUUAUUAAAAAAGUUUGGGAAAGCCCGUGAACAUAACGAGUAGUAAGCUCUCCUGUCCGCCCCUUUGCCAAGUGAGGUUAUAUGUCUUUAGCAAGGUUUAGGGGUGCCGAAGAGACAACUUCACUCGGUGAAACGGUUCCCUUCAUCGUUACAUCGCUUUCACGUCAUGGUACACAAGUACGACACUCAGAGGGCUGUGAGCCUGCUCAGGCAGUACCAGGCCAGCCUCACUGGCCCGGAGGAGCAGCCUCUGAGAGCCAGCGUGGGCAAAGUCACCGCCAUCUUCGGCAGCCAGCUGUUCCAGGCCCUUCUGGAUAUUCAAGAGUGCUAUGAGGUGACCUUGAGUCUGAACGCUGUGCCACAUGAGCCGGAGACCACUGCCAGGGCGUCGAGCCUGCAAGAAGACUGGGAGAGAGGCAGCCCCACAAGCCAGGCACCCCCAUCUCCGGGCGACGCGUCGCUGGUGCGGGUCACCAGCAGGAGGUGCUCUCAGAAGGUGGAGAGGGUCUCUGGCCUGGUGAGCCACACCCACAUCGAGAUGCCCAAGGCCAACCCCCCUCCUGUCAUCGUCAAUGCAGACUCGCUGGACCCUGGCCCUUAUGUCAACGGGAGCGAUGGGAUGUACAAAUACGAAGAGAUCAUUUUGGAAAGGGGUAAUUCCGGGCUGGGAUUCAGCAUUGCCGGAGGCAUCGACAAUCCACACAUUCCCGAUGACCCAGGGAUUUUCAUCACUAAAAUAAUCCCGGGAGGAGCUGCAGCCAUGGACGGCAGGCUGGGAGUGAACGACUGUGUCCUGCGCGUGAAUGAGGUGGAUGUUUCGGAGGUGGCCCACAGCCGGGCUGUGGAGGCUCUGAAGGAGGCCGGGCCUGUGGUCAGGCUGCUGGUGAGGAGGAGACAGGCCCCACCGGAGACCAUCGUGGAGGUCAACCUGCUCAAGGGACCCAAGGGGCUGGGCUUCAGCAUCGCGGGCGGCAUCGGCAACCAGCACAUCCCCGGCGACAACAGCAUCUACAUCACCAAGAUCAUCGAGGGGGGGGCCGCGCAGAAGGAUGGGCGGCUGCACACCGGGGACCGCCUGCUGGCGGUGAACAACAUCAACCUGCAGGACGUGCGCCACGAGGAGGCGGUGGCGGCGCUGAAGAACACCUCCGACAUGGUGUACCUGAAGGUGGCCAAGCCGGGGUCGGUCCACCUGAACGACAUGUACGCGCCCCCGGACUACUCCAGCACCUUCCCCGCUCUCGUCGAUAAUCACGUCAGCCACAACUCCAGUAUGGCCUACAUGGGUGGGGUGGACCCUAAGCCUGCCUACCAGCCUCCUCAGGUCACGCCCUCCAGGUACUCCCCUGUGCCUCGUCACAUGAUAGGGGAGGAUGACUUCACAAGCAGGGCUGAACCCAUUUACAGUGUCAUCCACAAACCUCAGGGGGACACCAGCCCUCCCUCCCCCCACCUCUACAGGGUGCCCCGGGACGCGGGUUUGUGUCCCAUGCCCUCUGCCCUGCGCCAAGGCCUGGUGCCCUCGUCCGGCAGGUACCGGCAGAGAUCAAGGGGGAGCGGUGGGCUUGUUACCCCCUUGUGUGUUUGGGGGAAACCCGUCACCUCCAGCGCUCACUCGCAGCCGGUUCAGGAAUCGCCAGUAGACCGCAGCGCCGGUCUGGUCCGGUCCGCUCCGCUCCUCGGCCGAGAAUACAGCCGCUUCGAGUCCAAGAUCCACGACCUGCGGGAGCAGAUGAUGAACAGCAGCAUGAGCUCGGGGUCGGGCUCCCUGCGCACCAGCGAGAAGCGCUCCCUCUACGUCAGGGCUCUGUUUGACUAUGACCGGACCCGUGACAGCUGCCUGCCCAGUCAGGGCCUGAGCUUCUCCUACGGGGACAUCCUGCACGUCAUCAACGCCUCGGACGAUGAGUGGUGGCAGGCGCGGCUCGUCACACCCCACGGGGAGAGCGAGCAGAUUGGGGUUAUCCCCGGCAAAAAGAGGGUUGAGAAGAAGGAGCGGGCGAGGUUAAAGACGGUGAAGUUCCACGCCAGGACCGGCAUGAUCGAGUCGAACAGGUCGGUCAAAGUAAAGCGCAAAAAGAGCUUCAACCUCUCGCGCAAGUUCCCGUUUUACAAGAGCAAGGAGAAUAUUGUGCAGGAGAAUGUGGAGCCCGAACAAUGUUUGACGUCCAACACAAGCGACAGUGAGAGCAGCUCCAAGGGGCAGGAAGAUGCAAUCCUGUCGUACGAGCCGGUGAUGCGACAGGAAAUUCACUACACCAGACCUGUGAUAAUCCUGGGACCCAUGAAGGACAGAGUAAAUGACGACCUGAUCUCCGAGUUCCCCCACAAGUUCGGAUCCUGCGUACCCCACACCACUCGAGCCCGGCGGGAGAAUGAGGUGGAUGGGCAGGACUACCACUUCGUCAUGUCCAGGGAGCAAAUGGAGAGGGACAUUCAGGACAACAAGUUCAUCGAGGCCGGGCAGUUCAACGAGAACCUGUAUGGCACGAGUAUCCAGUCCGUGAGAGCCGUCGCAGAGAGGGGGAAGCACUGUAUCCUGGAUGUCUCUGGGAAUGCUAUAAAGCGAUUGCAGCAAGCACAACUUUAUCCAAUUGCCAUUUUCAUCAAGCCAAAAUCAAUUGAAGCCCUUAUGGAAAUGAAUAAGAGGCAGACAUAUGAACAAGCCAAUAAAGUCUUUGACAAGGCGAUGAAGCUGGAACAGGAGUUUGGGGAGUACUUUACAGCCAUUGUACAGGGAGACUCGCUAGAAGAAAUCUACAGCAAAAUCAAACUUAUCAUUGAGGAACAGUCCGGACCCUACAUAUGGAUCCCUUCCUCGGAGAAACUCUGAGCACCUUCUCUGUUUCCCCUGCUUCCAAGCGGAGUCAGUCCUCCCCCUACGAAGUCUGAUCCCUCCCUUUUUACAGAUAUGUUGCAUAUCGAGUUUUAUUGUCAUCAUUCUGUUGCUCUUAAAAAAAAAAGGUCUUUAUCACCAUUACUGUGACUGUGCGCAUCCUUGCAUGAGUUUUUCUGCAAUUCCAUCGAAGACUGGAAAAUGUCAUUCCAAAUGAAUUUUAAUCAUUUAAAAGACAAAAAGGAGAAAAAAAUCAAUUCUCGUCUAUGGAGGGACACCAGAAGAUGUCUUACAAAAAGCGCUUGUGAGGAGAGGGAUUUGGAGAAGCUGCAGGGGAAAAAAUAGAGUGCAAAGCUGGAACAAUUUGUAAAAUGUUUAUAAACGUGCAUUAAAGACUUGGGAGGUGAGCUGAAAAGACCAAUGAGGUUUUUCUAUAAGGACUAGUUGAGAAUCAGCCCCCCACCUUUCAUGGUACUGUUCUAUUCAAGGAAUUUUUUCCAUUGUUUCUAAUUUAAAGUGGUGAUAAAAAAGUACAGACUGCUGAUCACGGUUAUCGCAAACCAGCUCGCUGUGCGAUUGGCUGCCAGCAGUUUGUGGUACAGCCAGCCAGGAUCUCUCAUCUCAGGAGGUGGGAAGAAAGGAAAAAAAUUGGAUAUGAAUCUAUAAAUUUAUAUUAUUGAACGGCAAGAUAAAGGAUCAAUUCCUAUGGAGAGAUUUUACUAAAUAUUAAAACUACACUGUUUUACACAUCAUGAAAAUUCUGCAUGGAGGGCUGUCUGAUUUUAUUAGGAUUCGUCUUUUUUUAAGCUGCUCUCGAUUUAAAGGAAGGAGGUAGAGACGUGUAACUGGGAUCCCUGCAAAAUACCAAACUGCCUUACAUAACAAAAAUAAAGCAUCAGCUGUAAAACCUAAUUCUGGGAAUGGUGGGCUAUACAUCUUUGUUGCUCUUGAUGGAGGUUUCAAGCCGUUGUCUUAGAUGUGGUGCCGUCUUACCCUGAUCUGAGCAGCUGCUCCAGGGUAGACCUCGCGCCUCGCACAGGAGAUAAGAUGUGAUUGACGUUGCAGUGUGCUAUUCUAGCUUUUUUCUUUCACUGAUGAAGACCACCAGUGUCUACAAUGAGAUGCAGACUGCCCAUUCACACGUUCUCUGCCUUCAAAAGUUGAUUAUUAUUAACAGAAUGGUGAGGCGGUACUUUCCUGUGAGCUGCUUUUGAUGGCAGCGUGAAAACGGGUAGAAAAACAGUAAAAUAUUGAUUGUUGAGUUUUCUUUCAUUUCACAGUAAUUAAAAGGUUAAGGGACUUUGUCAGGACCCCUGUCCCUAAACCCCUCCUGCUUUGCCUUGCGAUAAGAAAAGCUUCCCAUUUGUUUGUGUUCCAGGCAAUCUUUUUGGUUACCAGCAGUUUUUUUUUAUCCACUGUGUAAGGCUGCUUGCCGGGUGUUAGAUUGGUCAGCUCAGGAAAAUUGCUUACAGAAACCUGUCCAUCCACUGACUAGGGAUACUUGUUUGGAUACAACUUCCAGAAACACUCAGUGCAAGGAGGGGGUGUAAUGGAUGCUCUGUUAUGGUUACCCAGAAUGGGCUUCCUGUUUCUUGCUCAAGAAGCACCAGUUAACGGGGAGAAACCAGGACAUUUCUGCGGGAUUUGAGACAUUGGCGUUACCCAUGCAGGAAAGAUUCGACUCGAUACCAAGUGGGCGGGGACUGUUUUUGCUGGAGCUCUUUUCAUGUUGUCACUGGGUCAUCACAGAACACCUCUGAUGAUUUCAGCACUGAUACUUGUUUCUGUACAUGGAAGGAGAGGUUUCUGUCUUGAAGAACAAAGAUGUCCCCCUUAUCACACUAGCUUUUCUGGUGAAAAGGAUGGGCUAGUUUCUUACUGUUGUCCCGGAAUUAGACACUAAGGUGAGCUCACUUCAUUCCCAUCUUCAGGAGCAGUAGACAUGCUGGGUGUUUAGACCCCCCCAGCUCUUUUAUCUGCAGGCAAUUUCUGAACAGUCGUGUCAACCUCCCAGCCACCUCUGCAAAACCAGCUGUAACUUAUGUUAACAGAGUUCAGGGAAUUAUUGCAAGGGAACAGAGCCAUUAUAAACUGCUUACAGACUGUUUCAAAGGUUAUUGUAGCUAUAAAUAUCUCGAGCAAAGAGCAUUCCUGAUGUGUGCUUCAUUGCAUGUGAGAGAACCGGAAUGGCUGGAUAUUCUAUAGAACACAAACGACAGGUGAGUAAAGCUUAGUUUAUGAAGGACUAUCAUAUACCAUUAGCUGUACUGUUGGUAAUUUCUACAGACACUAACCCAAGCCACAUCCAGUAACACAGCUUCUGGCCUGAAGGAACUUGAAUUCCCCUAGAUCUGGCCUGUCUGCUUGUUACUUGGUAGAAUUUGUUUGGGUGCUGGUCUUUAAUAUGUAGUGCAGUUAUUAUCUGAACUACAGGUUGUCAUUUCUUUAGGAAGGAAUAUAUAUCCCAUUUAGAUAUCUAGAAAAAAAUUUCAUCUCCAGUAUGAACUUUAAAAACAGCUGACUGUUAAUACUGUCUGGUAUCUAUUUUACAGUCAGCUUCGUCAAUAAAGCCCAAAGAAUAUCCUUUUGAGGGCAUUGUGCUCCGAUAUUGAAUCUACUGCCUUUGUGUUUAUUUUGUGAGGUGUCAGUCUUUGGUUCUAAGAAACCUAGCUUUGUCUUUCAUUUCUCUCAUUUUGGAUUUUGAGAGUGUAUGGCUGACUUGACGCUAUACUUGUCCAGUAACUGCUUGCUAAAUAUCAUUCCUUGAUUGUACUCUACAUUACCCUGUUACAUCAAGUGAUGGGACCAUUCGUUCACUGGGUACAGGUGAAACAAGCACCUCUUUUCAUGGUUAUCAUGCUAACAGUCUGCUGGCCAGGAAGGAAGGUUUUUUUUUGAAUGGACAAACAAAAAGAAAGUUUAAAAAAUAAAAUGUGACUAUAUUGGU